GUUCUCCAGGCGGAGGUCCAGGCCCUGAAGACACUAGUGCUCUCCUCGCCCACCUCCCCGCUGGGCGAGCUCCCCCCUGCAGGAAGCGUGAAGACUCCCUUCAGGAAGGGCCACAGCAGGAACAAGAGCACCUCGUCCGCCGUCCUGGGGUCGCAGCCCGACCCGUCGGCCACGCAGCCAAUCGUACGGGAGUGCAGAGAGGUGGACAGUCAGCUGUUCGGUGAGUUCAAGGCGUGGAAGGAGGAGCCGACGUUGGACCGGGGCUGCUGCUUCCUGGAGAGAGUUUACCGCGAGGACAUCUACCCGUGCCUCACCUUCAACAAGAGCGAGCUGGGUUCAGCCAUCUUGGAGGCCGUGGAGCAGAACACGCUCAGCGUGGAGCCGGUCGGUUUCCAGCCGCUGCCCGUGGUCAAAGCCUCGGCAGUGGAGUGCGGCGGACCAAAUGGGCGAAGGGCUGAGCUCGUCACAAAAUGUGCCCUGAGCGGUCAGACCAAAACCUGUAAGCACAGAAUCAAGUUUGGAGAUUCGUCCAACUAUUACUACGUGUCUCCCUACUGUAGAUAUAGAAUCACAGCAGUGUGUAAUUUCUUCACCUACAUCCGCUACAUCCACCAAGGGCUGGUCAAACAGCAGGAUGCGGAGCAGAUAUUCUGGGAGGUGAUGCAGCUC
Messenger RNA from Morone saxatilis (striped sea-bass), 669 nucleotides. RefSeq names its product RAB3A interacting protein (rabin3) (gene rab3ip). Lineage: Eukaryota; Metazoa; Chordata; Actinopteri; Moronidae. Gene Ontology annotation, cellular component: Golgi to plasma membrane transport vesicle. The record is from RefSeq and is a predicted model, not a curated record. Gene Ontology annotation, molecular function: guanyl-nucleotide exchange factor activity. Gene Ontology annotation, biological process: exocytosis.